AAAAAAAUGAGUCACUUGGGAAUCCUCUCUGUCCCGCAUCAUGGCAGGUCUGGGACUUUAACAAAAUUAAAUGACGAAGUUAUGUGUAAUUUUGGGAGGAUUGCGAAAGCGAGGUUGAAGUGAAAGAAGGGACUGAAGAAGGUCAGAGAGGGGUUUUAUGUCAAGACCAUGAAGCAGAGGAUAGGUCGAGAUAGUGGAGGGUAUAGUGGAGGGUGUAGUGGAGAUAGGCUCAGAAGUGUCGAUAGGUAUAAAAAAAGAAAGUUGAGAGGUGCUUCAAUAAAAUAUAACGAUUUUUCAAAUAAACUUCCAACACAAAAAGAAAUAGAUCUGAAAAACAUGCAGAGUAAAACCAGUUACAGGGAAAUGCAUGACUCUUUAGACAAUAAAGCUAUGAUGGCUAACUUAGAGACAUUCGUACCUACCGAAAAUGACUACAAGCUGUCAAAUAAAAUUAAUAUAGACAAAUUAUCCUUAUCAAAUAAAGAACCAAGCAGGAGAUCUAAUAAGAAAAUUGUGUCUAAUUUUUUAAAUAUUCCUUCAACCAGCAACAUUCCUUCUACCAGCAAUAUCCCUGAAACUGAAGGUCAAAGUAUAGCGUCUCAGUGUCACUCAGAUCGAUCUUUAGAUGAAUCCCACUGCUACAGUCCAGAAACUUCUAUUGAUAAGAAAAGACUCAAAUAGUAAAAUUCUCUCAGGAAAUGAACUUGAGAAGACCCUAGAAGUCAUCUCUGUCCACAAGCUAUACAGUAGUCUCUGAGGUAGAGAUCCCAGGUUCAGCACCUCUAACCCCAAAAGAUACAAAGAACUCGAGAUCUUUAAAAAUAAGGCAAAUAUUAUGGAGAUCCGAGACCUCAUGAAUGGAAAGAUAUCCUACGACUUGUUCAAGGCGAAGAUUCUUAGCAGAAGUGAUAACCCAUCGGAUGUCAAGUCCUCAGAGAUUAUUUAUCUAAUGAAUGAUAUAAAUAAAGAUAUUGAUGAAGACUUUACAUAUUAUGCAAAUGAAGUCAAGAAGAGAUCAAAAUCAUCGAACUAUAAAGAAUUAUUUAAGAGCAACAAGAUUUGGGAUUGAGAAAAAUAGAUGAAUCAAAAGUAUAUUAAAUAUAUACAAGAAGCCUAAGAUGUCUAAAAGGAAAGCUAAAUCUGAAGAGAAUAUCAAAAUUAAGAGAGAAAUAGUCCCUCCUAAAACUGCUCAUAAGCCUAGAAGAAAUAUAAAGUCGCACAUUUUUGAGCUUGUAAACAUGAAUGAUUCAAAGCAACGCUCUCAAGGGAAUAAACAGUUCCUUCAGCGGCACAGAAUCCUUCAGAAAUAAGAGAGAAAGACUUGUAGAAAGAAAUUUCUUUCAGGUUCAGCCAUCUCUGAACUUGAUUGACUUAGAAUUUGAAAAAUGGACUAAACAGAUUGAGGUUCAUAAACUAGCACAAAAUCAAAGCCAGACUACACCUCAAAACUACACUUUGAAUGGAUAUAGAGAUCCAUCUCAAUUGCCAAUUUAUACCCCUGUCUACAAGAAGCAGGAUAAAAAGGGUAAACUCUAUAACAUCACCUCGAGAUGGAACUAAUAGCAUCAUGAAGGCUCUCUGUUAAUGGUUUCGACAAGUUAAAAGCAUCAAGGAGUCUAUAAAGCAUCAUAAA
This is a messenger RNA of Moneuplotes crassus, 1633 nucleotides long. The record is from the annotation of a GenBank genome assembly. Lineage: Eukaryota; Ciliophora; Spirotrichea; Euplotida; Euplotidae.